AGGCUACACUUCAUAUACACAUAUUAAGGAAGAUUUCGCCAUGGAAUAAAAAUAGCUAAUUGCGUAUUUUAUCGAACAUUUCCUACUUUUGUCGCAAUUGAGAUGUAAACACGGAAUUUAUGAGGGACAAAAAGGUUAAUGAGGUAAAAAUUUGCAAGUAUUUUUUCCACAUGUGGUGAAAACAAACUUUCAUUCAUCGUGGUGUAUGGAAACUAUGUUUAUGAUCUCACCUCAGAUUAUAGUCACUAAUCUAAUCAAAUCAUUCAAAACAACCGAUUCAAAAGAAUGAUUCGCUUCGCGAAUCGAACGUCACUAGCCUGUCCGCACGUGGUUUGUUGUGUUAAACACACUCUGGUCUUCUUCUGUCCAGCAAACACGACCUGAUCGAGACACAGGAUCUCGACUGUACCCUGCACUUCAUCAGAAACAACGUCAGAGGUCAUGGCGGAGCGGGUGCUGGUGGUGGGAAGUGGAGGGCGUGAACACGCACUAGCGUGGAAAUUAGCGCAGUCGCCUCUCGUUCAGCAGGUCCUCGUGGCUCCUGGGAACGCCGGCACGGCCAAUAGCGGCAAGAUCUGCAACUCGGAGGUGUCUGUGAACAAUCACAGUAUUUUAGCGCAGUAUUGUAAGGAUCAUAGCGUGGGACUCGUGGUCGUUGGUCCAGAAGUUCCUCUCGCUGCUGGUAUCGUGGACGAUCUGACGGCCGCCGGCGUGUCGUGUUUCGGCCCGUCGGCGAAGGCUGCGCAGCUGGAAGCCAGUAAGAGUUUCUCCAAGUCCUUCAUGGACCGUCACAACAUUCCCACCGCCCGCUGGAGCUCCUUCACCGACCCACAGGAGGCCUGCGAAUACAUCCGAGGCGCGGGGUUUCCCGCUCUGGUGGUGAAGGCCAGCGGAUUGGCUGCUGGGAAGGGUGUCGUAGUCGCUCGCGAUAAAGACGAGGCCUGUCAGGCGGUUCUGGACAUCAUGAAGGACAAGGCGUUUGGCUCUGCUGGUGAGACUGUGGUAGUGGAGGAGUUGCUGGAAGGAGAGGAAGUGUCUUGUUUGUGUUUCAGCGACGGGGUCACAGUGUCACCGAUGCCGCCGGCUCAAGAUCACAAGCGUCUGAUGGAUGGGGACGAGGGGCCGAACACGGGCGGCAUGGGCGCGUACUGCCCGACACCACAGGUGUCAGAGGCAGAGCUUCAGGAGAUCAAGAGGAGCGUUCUGCAGAAGACCGUGGACGGCAUGAGAGACGAGGGAACGCCGUAUGUGGGUGUGUUAUACGCCGGACUGAUGUUGACUAAACAGGGACCGAAAGUCUUGGAGUUCAACUGUCGCUUCGGUGACCCCGAGUGUCAGGUCCUGAUGCCGCUGCUGAAGUCUGAUCUAUAUGAGGUGUUGAAGAACACACUCCGGUCGGACCUGAGCUCGAGUCCGGUGCAGUGGCUGGAGGACGGUGCGGCCGUCACUGUGGUCAUGGCCAGCGGAGGAUAUCCCGGCUCAUAUAAGAAGGGUCUGGAGAUCUCCGGUUUGUCCCGGGUUUCGGAGAUGGGCGUUCAGGUGUUCCAUGCAGGCACUGUGCUCAAGGAAGGGGGCGGGGUUCUUACGAGUGGUGGGCGUGUCUUAACUGUGACCGCGGUCCGGCCCACUCUUCAGAACGCCUUACGCUGCGCCAAUGAAGCCGUGGCCGCGAUCAGCUUCCCUGAUGCCGUGUACCGGCGCGACAUCGCCCACCGCGCCAUCACGUACCUCACCCGCUCCAGAGGACUGACGUAUAAAGACAGUGGCGUGGACAUCAGCGCGGGGAACACACUCGUGGACUUGAUCAAACCUCUGGCCAAGGCCACGUCUCGACCAGGGUGUAACGCGGAGCUCGGCGGGUUCGCGGGGCUUUUCGACCUGAAAGCUGCAGGAUUCAUCGACCCGAUCCUGGUGUCCGGAACGGACGGAGUGGGAACUAAACUGAAGGUGGCUCAGGCGUGCGGCCUGCACGGCACUCUGGGACAGGAUCUGGUGGCGAUGUGUGUGAACGAUGUUCUGGCUCAGGGAGCGGAGCCGCUGUUCUUCCUCGACUACUUCUCCUGUGGACGUCUGGACGUCGGCGUCGCGUCUUCUGUGAUCGGAGGAAUCGCAGACGCCUGUCAGAUGGCCGGGUGUGCGCUGAUAGGAGGAGAGACGGCGGAGAUGCCGGGUGUGUACGGCCCCGGGGAGUACGAUCUGGCGGGAUUCUGCGUGGGGGCGGUGGAGCGCGGGGCCGUUCUGCCCAGACUCAGGGACAUCGCGGAGGGGGAUCUGCUCAUCGGCGUGGCGUCGUCGGGUCUCCAUAGCAACGGCUUCAGCCUCGUGCGCGCCGUCCUGGAGCGGCUCGACCUGCAGUACGACUCACCGGCUCCGUUCGGACGCCCGGGACAGACCAUCGGUGACGUCCUGCUCACGCCCACCAAGAUCUACAGCCGUUUGCUUCAGCCAAUCCUGCGCAGCGGGGCCGUGAAGGCCUACGCCCACAUCACCGGAGGCGGGCUCUUGGAGAACAUCCCUCGUGUUCUCCCGCCAGAGCUGGCAGUGGACCUCGACGCGUCGCGCUGGAGGAUCCCGUGUGUGUUCUCGUGGCUGUGUGUUCACGGGUGCGUGUCGGAGGAGGAGAUGAGCCGCACCUUUAACCUCGGCCUGGGGGCCGUGCUCGUGGUCAGCAGACCUGAGGGCCAACGGGUGCUGAGGCUCCUGAGGGCCCAAGAGGAGGCCUGGGUCAUCGGGUCACUCACUCACAGACAACACGGUUCGGAGCCGGUGCUGAUCAGGAACCUGGAGCGGAGUCUGAAGGAGAGUCCGGGUCGCUCUCCCGACACCAGCGCUCUGCAGAACGGGUCUCUUCAUGGGGAACAAUCCUCGCGCAAGAGGACCCGAGUGGCCGUGCUGAUCUCAGGAACAGGAACGAACCUGCAGGCGCUGAUGGAGCAGGCGAAGAAGCCCUCGAGCUCGGCGGAGAUCGUGGUGGUCAUCUCCAACAGGCCGGGCGUCGCGGGGUUAAAGAGGGCGUCCAUGGCCGGCAUUCAGACACGGGUAUGUAUGAAAUACAAAUAUAUAUAUAUAUAUAUUCAAAAAAGGCAAUGUUGA
Messenger RNA from Pimephales promelas (fathead minnow), 3093 nucleotides. The record is from RefSeq and is a predicted model, not a curated record. NCBI's taxonomy places the organism in Eukaryota, Metazoa, Chordata, Actinopteri, Cypriniformes, Leuciscidae.